UCCAGGUUUAGAUAUCACGCCAGACACUUCUCAUAUCUCCAACAACCUUCAGUCCGCUCUCUCUGAGCCAGACACUGUAGAUGCACUAAUAGCGAAGGAAGUUCAAGAAGGAUUUAUGAUUGGUCCAUUCAAAGAACCUCCUUUCUCUCCUUUUAGAAUCAGUCCUAUAGGAAUCGCUACCAGGAAAUAUUCUGGGAAAAAGAGAUUAAUCAUUGACCUUUCUUCCCCUCAUGGCUCAUUUAUUCCUAGCAUUAAUAGCAUCAUCCCUGCCCCUGAUUUCUCUAUGAAAUAUGCUACCAUCGAUCAAGCUAUCACUCUCAUCCGCCAGGCAGGCCACAGCUCGUGGCUCUCAAAAGCUGAUAUCACCAAUGCCUUUAAAGUCAUGCCCAUUAAUCCAGAAUUCUGGCGUUUCUUUGGUGUAUCCUGGAAAGGAGCGUAUUAUUUCGCUGUACGCCUGACCUUCGGCUGCAAAAGCAGCCCUAAGAUUUUCGACACUCUCGCUGAGGCCUUAUGUUGGAUCCUUAUCAACAACCACAAGCUUCCCUAUGUCCUUCACUAUCUCGAUGACUUUCUCAUCAUUACACCUCCAUCCUCACCUGCACACUCAGGUCUGUCUACUCUCAUCAAAGUCUUUUCGGAGCUGGGCGUUCCCCUUUCAAAAGAGAAAACAAUUGGGCUAUGCACUUCCAUCGAGUUUUUAGGCAUCACCCUAGACUCCAUGUCCUUCCAAGCAUCGCUGCCUCCAGAGAAAGUACAACGUAUUUCUCUUCUGCUAUCAAAUUACCUUCUAGUAGAUAGGUGCACAAAGCAGCAGCUUUUGGUCCUCCUCGGUCACCUCAACUACGCCAUUAGAAUAAUUUCCCAAGGGAAGUCUUUUCUAUCCUUCCUUCUAUCAAAAACAGCUUCAAUUCCUUCCCUCCAUGACAAAGUCAAUCUGGACGAAGGCUGUAAGAUGGAGAUACACCUCUGGCAGAAAUUCUUGUCUUCUUGGAACGGUAUAUCCUUCUUCUAUAACGACUACAUUACUCAGCCUGAAGACAUCCAGUUGUAUACCGAUGCAGCACCUUCCACCGGAUUUGGGGGGUACUAUGGCGGUCGUUGGUUCGCUUCCGAAUGGCCUCCCGAGUUUAGCCAUCUCGUUCAGCAAUCAGUCUCGCCCUCAUCCACUCUUCAUGAAAUUUAUCCAGUCAUUAUUGCAGCCAUCCUUUGGGGGCAUGAAUGGUCUAAACACACUAUACUUAUCCACUCUGACAACUCCGCAGUAGUUGAAAUCAUUAAUAAAAGCAGAUCUCGUUCCCCAGCCAUCAUGCAAUUCGUCCGCAGACUGACUCUAAUAUCUGCUCAACACCAGUUUGUAAUACGAGCAGCCCACAUUCCGGGCUACCGCAAAAACAUAGCUGAUUCUUUGUCUCGUCUUUCUUUUCAGAAGUUCAGAAUCUUGGCUCCAGAGUCAGACAUCCGUCCCACGCCAGUCCCACCGUUUUCAGCUACAAUCUUCAAUUAAAUCCCCGCCUGGAAGAUCUUUCACGUGCUUCGCGAGAAGCUAUCCUAAACAGUCUCGCCCUUAGGACCCUCUCCACCUACCUAACUGGAUGGAAGUGCUUUAAGGCUUACCACUCGUACUACCAACUUCCUUUUCCUCUAAUAGACGCUUGGUCAAUCUGCAACUUUGUCUCGCACGCUCAUCUAAAUCAAAAAAUCAGAACCUCCACCAUCAAGUCUUACUUAUCAGGAAUCAACUUCAUCCACAAGCUGGCGACCGGCAAGCAGUGCCACUCAGUUUCCCAUUCCCACGUUUCCAUGCUAAUUAAAGGGCUACAGUAACAAGAAUCAGCUCCCAAAACUAAUCGCUUGCCACUAACCGCAGAUCUUCUGAGCCAAUGUAUCCUCACAUUGCGCUCCAGCUACUCGAGUCCUUCAAUAGACCGAACAUUAGAGUGCAUGUUUCUUCUCGGAUUCUUUGGUUUCUUGAGGUGCUCAGAAAUGGCCCCCUCGACUUCUGCUUUCGAUCCAGUCAUUCAUCCCAGCCUCUCCGACAUCUCAGCUCACACUCCAGAGUCUCUCAUAUUCACUCUGAAGAAAAGCAAAACCGACCAAUUAGGAGAGUCAUUUCCCAUCUACAUAUUUCGCUUCAACUCCUUCAUCAGCCCUUUUGAGCCACUAUCGGAGUAUGUUGCUUCCAGAUAUGCCGAUAAUUCAUCUCCUCAAGAACCCCUCUUCCUUAACGAAAAGGGGAAAAUGGCCACAAGAUCUUGGUUUAACAAGCACUUUCAAAAGGUUCUCAGCGCCUCAGGCAUGUCUCCCGAACACUACUCAAUACACUCCUUUCGGAUCGGAGCAGCCACAACGGCCGCCAGCGCAAGCAUCUCGGACAAAACCAUAAGAAUCAUGGGCCGCUGGUCAUUGGAAGCAUAUCGUCUUUACAUCCGCAACAGUCUCAACGAUCUCUAUCAAGCCCAAGCCCACAUCAGUUCAUUCAAACCUUUGGGGGUCUUCUAGUAACCUACCGCAUUAUCUACAGAGACGAAGCCCCCACUCUGAGUCUCCCUAUCAAGGCACCCUGGUCAGCCAGUUCAGAAGGAUCAUAACUCCCUUUCUCACCCUAUUUUUCCUAUCCCAGACUUGAUCCUAAUAAAGUUUUAUCUGCAUAGUUGUGGUGUGGCCUGUUGUUAGUGAAAUGGAGUUAAUGAAGUUAACUAAAGUUCGGGAACAAGGCCACGCCUCAACCAAUCAUCUCGUUCCCCGUCAGCUAUUUAUGCUAGACCAACCUUCUCUGAUCUGUUGACUCAGUUUCUCGUUCCCCACCCACCCUUCCCCUUCUAACACAUCCAUUCAUCCCUCUUCA
This is a messenger RNA of Carassius auratus (goldfish), 2845 nucleotides long. RefSeq lists its product as uncharacterized. The record is from RefSeq and is a predicted model, not a curated record. The coding region runs from base 116 to 1504 and encodes 462 amino acids. NCBI's taxonomy places the organism in Eukaryota, Metazoa, Chordata, Actinopteri, Cypriniformes, Cyprinidae. The transcript has a single exon.